AUGGCGAUUUUAUCCGUGACGCUUGGUUCAGCGGUCGAAAACGUGUCAGAUGACCGCAAGGUCGUAGGUUACAGAACCAUGAAGCCACUAUUCCCUAUAGUGGUAGCCAUACUGGUGAUCGCGGCAAACGCCCAUCCAGAAAACAUAGAAGAAGUGAAAGAGCUGCCUCAAAGUCACGAACCAGUUGUGGAGGCGGAAGCUAGCGAGCCACAGGCAAGAAAAGAACGAUGCACAGCAUGCACCGGCACCCACAGCCUGAAAUCUCCCAAAGAACUCCUAGCCUCCCUCAAAACCCUCCCGAAUGCUGAAGUACACACUCAAUCCUCUUUUGAAGAGUGCUCUUCAGAAAAAGGAUGCGCUGGAGUCAAAAUAAAGGAUGGUAAAAUCAUCGAGAAGUUCGGAAACCUUCAAGCGUUCAAGGCUGCAGCCAAUGCUGACUCAGCCAACGAAUUCCAGUUCCAAGCAGCUGGAAACAGCGUUUUCGAAGGUGGCGUAGCCAACGGUGGACCUUUCUGGUGGAUGAACCAACAAGACUCUCCAUUCAAAAACGCAGGCGGUUCCUUCGAGAAAUUCAGCAAGUCAUCAUCCAGUUUUACCAGCUCAAGCAACGCUGGUGCUGGUGGCGUUGAUUUGGGAGCCAACCCAUUCUUGAACGGCGGUUUCUCUAAAUUGGCUGGUGGUGCUGGCUUCACUGGAGCUGGUGGCAACUUCGCUGGAAGCCAAUCAUUCGAAUCAUCAUCUUCGACCAAAGAGAUCGACAUUAGCAAGAAUCCUUUCUUAAGUGGAGGUGCUACUGGUUUUGGUGGACAGAGCUCUUUCGGCAGUGCUCAGGGUAGCUUCGGAGCUGGACAAAGCGGAGCUGGUCAAAGCGGUUACAACGCGUUCAGCUCUGGCAGCAAAUUUGGAUCAGGAUACACUGGUUCCUCUCCAUCACCCUUCGCGGCUUCCUCUGGCGCCAACGUGAACUUGAUCCAGAACUCUCAGAAGAACGAAUUCGACUUUGCUCAGCAGACUCAACAGAACAUUGAUGAGAUCUUCCAGAGCACUGGAAAUGUGAAUGCCCACGAUAAUUCUGGUGGUGACCUGCAGCAGACCUGUGCUGGACAAGGAUACGUGUGUGUGUCGAAGUCUCAAUGCAACAACGGAGUUGUCAACACCAACGGUGGCGGUCUUCUCCAAGCUAACACCCAGAAACAAUACUGCAACACCAGAACCGAAAUCUGCUGCAGGAUUGAAACCUCAGGAGCUGGUGUCCAAGGAUCCCUCGGAGUAGGAUCUGGUUCUUUCCAGGCUAGCCAAGGAUCUGGGCUCUUCCAAGGUUCAAGCCAAGGCAGCCAAUCCAGCUUCGGAGCUGGUUUCAACGCCAACAGAGGCAGUGGAUUUGGAACCCAAUUCGCAUCAGGCGCUGGCUAUAACAGCAACAAAUUCGGAGCUACAGGAUCAGGUUUUGGAUCUGGCUUCAAAUCGACCAGCCAAUCCAACUUCGUAGAAACCGAUUCCUUCUCUGCUGGUUCCGAAAACAGCGGUAUCUACCGCCCAGGUGCCGUCGGCUCUGGACUUAAACCUGGUGUGCCAUACUUGCCUCCUUUGGAUACCUCCACCAGUGGAUCCAACGUGGUUUCUACCGCUUACUCACCAGCUGUUGUCACCACUCCUCGUCCCUUCACCACUCCUCGCCCUGUGACCACUCCUAGGCCAUACUCGACUCCUAAACCUUAUGUGCCUUCAACAAAGGCUCCUGAGUACCUCCCUCCUAUCGAUGGAAUCACUGGAUCAGACAGCUUCCAGCAGCCUUCUUACAUUGACGGACAACUGAUCUUGGACGAGAACCUGCCAAGGCCUAUCACUCCUGUUGUUAUUGGUGAUCUGCCCGCUGGUUGCGCCGCUGCCCUGAAGUGUACCCCCAUCGAAUACUGUACCGCUGAGGGAGUUAUCUCCAACACCACCGUCGUUCUGACCAGAGACCAGGAAGCCUACAGAGUACCAUUAACUGACUGCAAGGACAUUUCAACUGGUCGCGUCGGAAAGUGCUGCAGAGAUCCCUUCUACACCGACCCUUGGCCAGUCAACCAAAUCGGUCAAUGGGUGCCCGGAGUCUUCGGUGGAAACGAUGGCAAAUACGUGCCAGACAACCGCGGCAGCUCCAACAACCAACCAGGAGUCACUGUCAGACCACCCGUCACUGGAUCCGUAUAUUUGAACAACUUUAGAACUACACCCAAGCCUACUCUACCAGUUGGACCUAACCAAGUCACACAAGGUUUCUCCGCUACCACAGUAACCCCUGGAUCUUUCGUCCAGAAGACCCAAUACGGCCAGGGUUCCUAUUCUCAAGGAGGUCAAGGUCAAGUUGUAAUCCAAGGUCAAGGAAAAUACGGAGUUGCCGGACAAGGUACUCAAGGUACUGGUGGCCAGUUCGCCCAAGGAUCGUCUUUCACCCAAACCACAUCUGGAUUCGGUCAAGGUCAAACUGGAGGUAGUGGACAGGCUGUAGUCCAAGGUCAAGGUUUCGGAAUCAGCCAAGGCGGUGGCCAAGUAAUCCGCCAGGGCCAAGGCAUCGGUGUCACUCAAGGAUUUGGAACUGGAAUCCGUCAGGGAUCAGGCUCCGCUGUUGUUCAAGGAGGAGGUUUUGGAGUUAGCCAGGGUCAAGGACAAACCGUUUCCCAGGGACAGGGACAGGGUGUCAUUCAAGGUGGAGGCCAAGUUGUAUCCCAAGGACAAGGAUUCGCCGUUUCACAAGGUCAAGGACAAGGAAUAUCUCAGGGCGUCGGAGUUGGUGUCAUCCAAGGACAGGGUGUUGGUGUUAGCCGCGGCCAAGGAUUCGCUGUAACUGGAGGUCAAGGACAGUACAGUACCCAAGGACAGGGAUCGCUUGUGUCAAGAGGUCAAGGUCAAACCGUUAGCCAGGGCGUUGGAUUUGGAGUAACCCAAGGACAGGGUACGGCUAUCAGACAGGGACAAGGUUUUGGAGUAUCUCAAGGACAAGGAUUUGGAAUAGCCCAAGGAGGUGGAGUCGGGGUUUCCCAAGGAGGUGGUGUUGGAGUUUCCCAAGGAAACGGCUAUAGGGUAUCCCAAGGCGGUGGUUUCGGAGUUAGCCAAGGCAUUGGAUUCGAAGUACAGCAAGGAUCAGGCCAAGCCGUCUUCCAAGGUCAAGGUCAAAAGUUGGUCCAAGGUGGAGGAUUCUCCGUGUCAAACGGUGGAUAUGGAGUUGAGAACGAGGUCGCCGAGUCUGUCCAGAGGGUCUACCUGCCAAGAUACACAGGAUCUGGAGAAUGUGGAAUAUUAAACCCGCAAAAACCCUAUGGAAACCGUAAGGAUCUGGAGGUAGACUUCGCCGAGAUCCCAUGGCAAGCCAUGGUGCUGUUGCAGACCAACAGAAGCCUUCUUUGUGGAGGAGUUAUCACAAGACCUGAUGUGGUCAUCACUUCUGCCAGCUGCGUUGAAGGCCUGAAAGCGGAGAAUGUGCUCAUCAAAGGUGGAGAAUGGAAGCUAGGAAUCGACGAGGAGCCUCUCCCAUUCCAGAUUGUCCAGGUCAAAACCAUCCUUCGUCACCCACUCUACAAAUCUGGAAACUAUGUCAACGAUGCGGCUAUUCUAGUUCUGUCCGAAAAUUUGAGGCUGGCCAAAAACAUUUGGCCUAUUUGCCUUCCUUCAUCCAAGGACACCCUAGACGCGUUCUACAAUGGAGCUGGUGAAUGCAUUGUCACUGGUUGGGGCAAAUCCGUUCUUCAAGCUCAUCUCCUCGGCAGCAUUAUGCACAGCAUGAACGUAUCCCUCCUGAACCCUGGAGAAUGUGAAUCCAAGAUCACCCAGGACUAUCCUCAUCUAUUGGAACACUACGACCAGGAAAGCUGCGUCUGUGGACAGCCUACCAACCCUGCUAACAAUAUCUGCAAGGUUGACAUCGGAAGCGCCCUCGCUUGCACGACUGGCGACAACCACUUUGUCCUCAGAGGAAUCUACUCCUGGGAUUCUGGAUGUCAAACCGGCAACCAACUCGCCUCAUUCUACAAAUUCGACCUCGAAUGGUACGAAUGGGCCAUCGGUCUCAUCGAGAGCGUCAGAUUCGAGAAGUACACCGUCGUCAAGGUCACCAAGAACAAAAUCAUCACCCAAGGUUCUGGAGUCAAGACCACCUAUGGAACUGGUAUUAAAGGUACUACUGGAUUCGGUGUCAAGGGUACAUCAGGAGUUGGCGUCAAGGGCACAGUCUCCUCAGGAGCUACAGCCGUCGCUGGAAGCGGACUAGGCAUUAAGGGCUUCGGUAUCGCCGGCCAAGGCCAAUCCGGAGAAUUCUCUCAAUUCGGAUCAGCCAACUUCGGCACUGGCUCCGGAGAAUUCUCAGCCGAAAUCAAGGGACCCGUCCAAAAGACUUUCAGCACAAGUUUCACUGAAAAGAAAUUCUUCCAAUCCGAACCUAAAUUCGUAACCUACACGACAAAACCAGAAAUCAUCAGCUACACAACCAAACCCGAAAUUGUGACAUACACGACGAAACCUGAAAUUGUGACAUUCACGACGAAACCGGAAUACUUUACUUACACAACGAAACCCAAAUACGUGACUUACACCACUAAGCCCGAAAUUGUGACAUAUACGACAAAACCCGAAAUUGUGACAUACACGACAAAGCCGGAGAUUAUUACUUACACUACAAAGCCUAAGAUUGUCACAUACACGACAAAGCCUCAAAUCAUCAGAUUCGAUUAUCAGACAUCUGGAAGUCAGACCAACCAACAAGUGGUAGCCCCAAGUGUAUCCUUCAACCCAUCAUUCUCUGAGAUUGUUGGCGCCGGCCACGUUCACGACGCCAAGUGCAAGUGCAUCGAAGGAAAAUAAAAAAACAACUUCUAAUUGAUAAAAACGAAAAAAAUUGGUAACUUAUUGCUUUGGAGUGGACUAUGUGCCAUAAAAAUUUUUUUAUUCAUUA
Messenger RNA from Spodoptera exigua (beet armyworm), 4930 nucleotides. The record is from the annotation of a GenBank genome assembly. NCBI's taxonomy places the organism in Eukaryota, Metazoa, Arthropoda, Insecta, Lepidoptera, Noctuidae.